GUGACGGGCUUUGCUGCGUGUCAGAUGCGGGGAUCCAGCUGACCAGUUCCCCUCACCCACUCCGCAUCCUGCAGUUGAAUCAAUCACUCAAUUUGUGUCGAUCUCGUCCCUGCAGAUCACGGACAUACCACUUCACCUCCGUUUCCAUUGCUGGUGCAGACGGGGUGAUUCGGACGAGUCUCGGUGCAUCAAACCCCGAUGUUACACUUUUUUCCACGUAUGGAUGGAUGCGCUCGUCAAGCUGGCGCUUCAUAUCAACCCUACCCUGCAAGCUCUGUGAUCUUCAGUCGAACUCAAUCACCCACCUUAGUCUAUGAGAUAUCCCACCACAAUGAAGGUCUCCAGCCUCCCAAUCCUAACCCUUCUCCCUGCCUCCCUCGCCACAACUAUUUACCUGGCGGGGGACUCCACCAUGGCCACCGGUGGUGGUGGCUCCGACACAGCCGGCUGGGGUGACUACGUCGCCCAGUACCUGAGCAACUCAAGCGGCAUCACCGUCUCCAAUCAAGCCGUAGCCGGGCGCAGCGCCCGGUCUUACACGCGCGAAGGCCGCUUCGACGACAUCGCCAGCACGCUUGAAGCGGGCGACUAUGUGAUCAUUGAAUUCGGCCACAACGACGGCGGCACGCUCAGCUCAACCAGCGACAACGGCCGCACCGACUGUUCUGGCACGGGCUCCGAAGUAUGCUACUCGGAAUAUGAUGGCGUCAACGAAACCAUCCUCACCUUCCCUGCGUACCUCGAGAACGCCUCAAACAUGUUUAAAAAGAUCGGUGCAACCGUCAUCAUCUCCUCGCAGACGCCCGAUAACCCGUGGGAAACGGGCACUUUCGUGGAUGACCCGCCGCGGUUCGUCGAGUACGCGGAAAUCGCCGCAGAAACGGCGGACACGUCGUACGUGAAUCAUUUUGAUUACACGGAUCAGGUAUAUGAGGCGUUGGGGGCGGAUACUGUGGAUGCGUAUUUUCCGAUCGAUCAUACGCAUACCAGUGCGGCCGGGGCGAAUGUCGUUGCUAAGGCGUUCCUGAGGGGGGUUGUUUGUGGGAAGUUGAGUUUGGCGGAUGAGCUGGUGACGGAUGAUUUGGAGUUGGAUGAAUAUGAGUGUUUGGAUGAGUAGAUGUGGUGCUACGGACAUGUGUCGAAGAUAGCCAUUAGGGCGAAGUAUUGGCGAUGGAGUCGAGAGUUAGAGAUCACAUUGUAUCUCCCUUGUGGAAUCAUGGAUGGACAUGAUGGCGAACUUAUCAGGCUGAGUUUUGACAUUAGUACUAGUACAACACAAGGAUAAAUGAUGUCUCAGAAGCUGUCCUACCUAGGUGGAGGGAAGAACCACAAAUGAAUGCCC
This is a messenger RNA of Aspergillus eucalypticola CBS 122712, 1342 nucleotides long. RefSeq names its product rhamnogalacturonan acetylesterase RgaE. Gene Ontology annotation, molecular function: hydrolase activity, acting on ester bonds. The transcript has 2 exons. The record is from RefSeq and is a predicted model, not a curated record. NCBI's taxonomy places the organism in Eukaryota, Fungi, Ascomycota, Eurotiomycetes, Eurotiales, Aspergillaceae. The coding region runs from base 332 to 1117 and encodes 261 amino acids.